Messenger RNA from Ostreococcus tauri, 843 nucleotides. RefSeq names its product unnamed product. Lineage: Eukaryota; Viridiplantae; Chlorophyta; Mamiellophyceae; Mamiellales; Bathycoccaceae. The transcript has a single exon. The record is from RefSeq and is a predicted model, not a curated record. Bases 1 to 843 code for a protein of 280 amino acids.
AUGUCCCGCGUCGCCGCGCCGCGAAUCGGGCUCAAGCCGCCGACGACGUCGCGUCCGUCGAGCGCGCGCGGAAUAGUCGCGCUUAGAGCGAAAACGACGCACCUUGAGCCCGAACAGACGAACACAGAUGUUUCAUUCAUUCAAACGACCGCGUCUCCAUGGAUCCCGCGCUCGCCGCUCAGCGACGACACGACGCCGACGCAGCGCUCAGCGUUCGUGAUCGGAUUUGUGUUGGGUGCACCGCUGGCGCUGUAUAAGAUCGCGUACGACGUGCGACGGCAGAACGUGGCGGAGCGUCGACGCGCGGCGGCGGCGGCGGAUAGGACGCGCGUCUCGAGCGCGCUGGAUGGACGACGCGACGGCCGAUUGAGAGCGGAAUCUGUCGGGAGAAUCGGUAGAAGGGCGGAGGUUCGAGCGCAGAGAAAUGUGACAGACAUUCCGAUCGCGAGUAAUAAGCCGCGGGAGGUGAAAAUGGCGAAGAAGGGCGUCGCGCCGAAGACGGCGGUGGCGACGCCGACGUCGAAGCCGAAGCCCGCGCCGGUGAAAAAGGUGAGAGGAAAACCGGUCAAGAUCACGCUCGCGACAGAAGCUGUGGUGCCGGAGGGGUAUUCUUUGAGCGUCGUCGGGGACGACGAGGCGAUCGCGAAGCCAGUCGCUCUGAAACGCGUGGGACAGAAUCGAUGGCAAGUUGUACUGGAAGUUGGAUCCGGCGAGUUGCGCUACUCGUACGUCGCGGUGAUCGGCGAUACGAUGACGAAGGAUGUGAAAGGCGAGCGCGUGCGGCAGGUCCCCACGAGUGAGAGUACACUCAUUGUCGAGACGGAGGCGCCGUCAUUUAGUUAA